AUGCAGAAGAGCGUGCGCUACAACGAGGGGCACGCCCUGUACCUCGCCUUCCUGGCCCGCAAGGAGGGCACCAAACGCGGCUUCCUGAGCAAGAAAGCAGCCGAGGCGAGUCGCUGGCACGAGAAGUGGUUCGCUCUCUACCAGAAUGUGCUCUUCUACUUCGAGGGCGAACAGAGCGGCCGCCCGGCGGGCAUGUACCUCCUGGAGGGCUGCAGCUGCGAGCGGGCGCCCGCGCCGCCCAGGGCCGGGGUCGGGCCAGGCGGCGCCCGGGACGCGCUGGACAAGCAGUAUUACUUUACUGUUCUCUUUGGCCAUGAAGGUCAGAAAGCUCUGGAGCUGCGCUGUGAGGAGGAGCAGGAUGGUAGAGAGUGGAUGGAGGCCAUUCACCAAGCCAGUUACGCAGACAUUCUGAUUGAGAGGGAAGUGUUAAUGCAGAAGUAUAUUCAUCUAGUUCAGAUCGUAGAAACAGAAAAAAUUGCAGCUAACCAGCUCCGGCAUCAACUUGAAGAUCAAGAUACAGAAAUUGAAAGACUUAAAUCAGAGAUUAUUGCUCUUAAUAAAACCAAGGAACGAAUGCGGCCUUACCAAAGCAAUCAAGAAGAUGAGGAUCCAGACAUCAAGAAGAUUAAAAAGGUUCAGAGCUUCAUGAGAGGAUGGUUGUGUAGAAGGAAAUGGAAGACUAUUGUGCAGGAUUACAUUUGUUCUCCUCACGCUGAAAGUAUGAGGAAGAGAAACCAGAUUGUGUUCACCAUGGUUGAAGCCGAGUCGGAGUACGUUCACCAGCUCUACAUCCUGGUCAAUGGCUUCCUCCGGCCCCUGAGAAUGGCGGCCAGCUCCAAGAAGCCUCCCAUCAGCCAUGAUGAUGUCAGCAGCAUUUUUCUCAACAGUGAAACGAUCAUGUUUCUUCAUGAAAUAUUUCACCAAGGACUGAAGGCAAGGAUAGCAAACUGGCCUACUCUAAUUUUAGCUGAUCUGUUUGAUAUUUUGCUCCCCAUGUUGAACAUUUAUCAAGAAUUUGUGCGUAAUCACCAGUACAGCCUCCAAGUGCUUGCCAAUUGUAAGCAAAACAGAGAUUUUGACAAACUCUUAAAACAGUACGAAGCCAACCCUGCCUGUGAGGGGAGGAUGCUGGAAACCUUCCUGACCUAUCCAAUGUUUCAGAUCCCCAGGUAUAUCAUCACACUUCAUGAACUCCUAGCUCAUACACCCCAUGAGCAUGUGGAAAGGAAAAGUCUGGAGUUUGCUAAAUCGAAACUAGAGGAACUGUCCAGGAUAAUGCACGAUGAAGUGAGUGACACUGAAAACAUAAGGAAGAACCUUGCCAUAGAAAGAAUGAUCGUAGAGGGCUGUGAUAUUUUGCUGGACACCAGCCAGACUUUCAUCCGCCAAGGUUCUCUUAUUCAAGUACCUUCUGUUGAGAGGGGGAAACUUAGUAAAGUUCGCCUGGGUUCAUUGUCUUUGAAAAAGGAAGGAGAAAGACAGUGCUUCUUAUUUACAAAACACUUUUUAAUUUGUACGAGAAGCUCAGGAGGAAAGCUCCAUCUGCUCAAGACAGGUGGGGUUCUCUCUCUAAUAGAAUGUACGUUGAUUGAGGAGCCCGAUGCGAGUGAUGAUGACUCCAAAGGUUCUGGGCAAGUGUUUGGACACCUGGAUUUUAAAAUAGUAGUGGAGCCUCCUGAUUCUGCCCCUUUCACUGUAGUCUUGUUAGCACCUUCACGCCAGGAGAAAGCUGCCUGGACGAGUGACAUAAGUCAGUGUGUGGACAAUAUACGGUGUAAUGGUUUAAUGACUAUAGUAUUUGAAGAGAAUUCCAAGGUUACUGUGCCACAUAUGAUUAAGUCUGAUGCCCGUCUUCAUAAAGAUGACACCGACAUUUGCUUCAGUAAAACACUGAACUCCUGCAAAGUGCCCCAGAUCCGCUAUGCCAGUGUGGAGCGCCUCCUGGAGCGGCUGACAGACUUGCGGUUUCUCAGUAUCGAUUUCCUCAACACCUUUCUGCACACCUAUCGUAUUUUCACUACGGCAGCUGUGGUGCUGGCCAAACUUUCCGACAUAUACAAGAGGCCUUUUACCUCCAUCCCUGUCAGGUCAUUAGAAUUGUUUUUUGCCACCAGCCAGAACAAUAGAGGUGAACAUUUGGUGGAUGGCAAAUCCCCACGCUUGUGUCGCAAAUUCUCUUCCCCACCACCGCUGGCUGUGUCCAGGACGUCCUCCCCAGUGAGGGCCAGAAAGCUGUCCUUGACUUCUCCGUUGAACUCAAGGAUAGGAGCGUUGGACCUGACUACCUGCUCAGCGUCCAGCAGUCCUACCACCACCUACAGCCCUGCUGCAUCCCCGCCACCGCACACUGGCAAAGUACCGUUGGAUCUUAGCAGAGGCCUUCCUUCUCCAGAACAAAGCCCGGGAUCUAUAGAGGAGCCUGUAGAUAACCCCCGCGUGGAUCUGUGUAACAAGCUAAAACGAAGUAUUCAAAGAGCUGUCCUAGAGUCUGCACCCGUGGACCGAGCAGGAAUGGAAAGCUCUCCGGUGGCGGACAGCACGGACCUUUCACCUUGCCGGUCACCCUCCACUCCUCAGCACCUUCGUUAUCGUCAGCCUGUAGGACAGACGGCUGACAACUCCCACUGCUCUGUUUCGCCGGCGUCUGCUUUUGCCAUUGCCACAGCAGCGGCAGGACACGGAAGUCCACCAGGAUUUAACAACACUGAGAGGACAUGCGACAAAGAGUUUAUUAUUCGGAGAACAGCCACCAAUCGAGUCCUGAAUGUCCUCCGUCACUGGGUCUCAAAGCACGCACAGGAUUUUGAACUCAACAACGAACUAAAGAUGAAUGUCCUCAAUUUACUAGAAGAAGUUUUGCGAGACCCAGACCUUCUUCCCCAGGAAAGGAAAGCCACGGCGAAUAUCCUGAGGGCCCUUUCACAAGACGAUCAAGAUGACAUCCACCUAAAAUUAGAGGAUAUAAUUCAACUGACAGACUGUCCGAAGGCUGAGUGCUUUGAGACCUUGUCAGCCAUGGAGCUGGCCGAGCAGAUCACCCUCCUGGACCACAUCGUCUUCAGAAGCAUUCCCUAUGAAGAAUUUCUUGGGCAGGGGUGGAUGAAGCUGGAUAAAAAUGAAAGAACACCUUACAUUAUGAAAACCAGCCAACACUUCAAUGAUAUGAGUAACCUGGUGGCGUCCCAGAUAAUGAAUUAUGCCGAUGUCAGCUCCCGCACCGUCGCGAUAGAGAAGUGGGUGGCCGUGGCGGACAUUUGCCGAUGCCUGCACAACUACAAUGGCGUCCUGGAGAUCACCUCAGCCUUAAACAGAAGUGCCAUCUACAGGCUGAAGAAAACCUGGGCCAAGGUGUCCAAGCAGACGAAAGCUCUCAUGGACAAGCUUCAGAAGACUGUUUCAUCUGAAGGAAGAUUUAAAAAUCUCAGAGAAACCCUUAAAAACUGUAACCCCCCAGCUGUUCCUUAUCUGGGGAUGUACCUGACGGACCUGGCGUUUAUUGAAGAGGGAACACCAAACUUUACCGAGGAAGGCCUUGUUAAUUUCUCCAAGAUGAGAAUGAUAUCACACAUCAUCAGAGAGAUACGCCAAUUCCAGCAGACUUGCUAUCGAAUAGACCAUCAGCCAAAGGUCACUCAGUACCUGCUUGACAAAGCCCUCAUCAUAGAUGAAGAUACGCUGUAUGAACUGUCACUAAAAAUUGAACCUCGGCUCCCUGCUUGA
This is a messenger RNA of Callorhinus ursinus (northern fur seal), 3720 nucleotides long. RefSeq names its product Ras protein specific guanine nucleotide releasing factor 2 (gene RASGRF2). Gene Ontology annotation, molecular function: guanyl-nucleotide exchange factor activity. Gene Ontology annotation, cellular component: plasma membrane. Lineage: Eukaryota; Metazoa; Chordata; Mammalia; Carnivora; Otariidae. Gene Ontology annotation, biological process: Ras protein signal transduction. The record is from RefSeq and is a predicted model, not a curated record.